Onychomys torridus (southern grasshopper mouse) is the source of this 1737-nucleotide messenger RNA. RefSeq names its product acyl-coenzyme A synthetase ACSM5, mitochondrial. The record is from RefSeq and is a predicted model, not a curated record. NCBI's taxonomy places the organism in Eukaryota, Metazoa, Chordata, Mammalia, Rodentia, Cricetidae. Gene Ontology annotation, cellular component: mitochondrial matrix. The transcript is spliced from 13 exons. Gene Ontology annotation, molecular function: fatty acid ligase activity; fatty-acyl-CoA synthase activity. Bases 1 to 1737 code for a protein of 578 amino acids. Gene Ontology annotation, biological process: acyl-CoA metabolic process; fatty acid biosynthetic process.
AUGAGGUUAUGGCGAAGAGGCCUGGUCCUCCAGGCUCUGAGGAAUUCCUGGGGCAUCUGCAGGCUUCACAGGCAGCCACCACCUCCGCCUGUCCCUGAAGUUGUGGCCACCUGGGAAGCCAUCAGCCUGGGGAGGCAGCCAGUGCCUGAGUACUUCAACUUUGCCCACGAUGUGCUGGAUGAGUGGAGUCGGCUGGAAAAGGCAGGGAACCGGCCCCCAAAUCCUGCGUUCUGGUGGGUAAACGGCUCAGGAGCCGAAGUCAAGUGGACCUUUGAGGAGCUGGGGAAGCAGUCCAGGAAGGCAGCAAAUGUCUUAGAGGGUGUGUGUGGCCUGCAGCCUGGAGACAGAAUGAUGCUGGUGCUUCCACGACUCCCAGAUUGGUGGCUGAGCAGCGUGGCUUGUAUGCGAACAGGUGUGGUCAUGAUUCCAGGUGUCUCCCAGCUGACAGCAAAGGAUCUCAGGUACCGGCUGCAGGCAGCCAGGGCCAAGUCCAUCAUCACCAGUGAUGCCCUAGCUCCACAUGUGGAUGCCAUCAGUGCUGACUGCCCCUCCCUCCAAACCAAGCUUCUGGUGUCCAACACCAGUCGUCCAGGCUGGAUCAAUUUCCGGGAACUCCUUCGAGAGGCAUCUACAGAGCACAACUGUGUGAGAACUAAGAGCCGAGAUUCUGUGGCCAUCUACUUCACCAGUGGAACCACGGGGGCCCCCAAGAUGGUGGAACAUUCCCAGUGCAGCUAUGGAUUGGGUUUUGUGGCCAGUGGAAGGAGGUGGAUGGCCUUGACUGAAUCUGACAUCUUCUGGAACACAACUGACACCGGUUGGGUGAAGGCAGCGUGGACACUCUUCUCUGCCUGGUCCAAUGGAGCUUGCAUUUUUGUGCAUGAGCUGCCCCGAGCUGAUGCCCAAACUAUCCUAAAUACUCUCUGCAAGUUCCCAAUAACUACCUUGUGCUGUGUCCCAACCCUCUUCCGGCUGCUUGUACAGGAGGAUCUGACAAGGUACAAGUUUCAAAGCCUGAGGCACUGUUUGACUGGUGGAGAGGCCCUCAACCCUGAUGUGAGGGACAAGUGGAAGAACCAGACAGGCCUGGAGCUCCAUGAAGGCUACGGACAAUCUGAAACAGUCCUUAUCUGCGGCAAUUCAAGAGGCUCGACAAUCAAGUCUGGAUCUAUGGGGAAAGCAAGCCCACCUUACGACGUGCAGAUUGUAGAUGAGGACGGCAAUAUCCUGCCUCCAGAAAAAGAGGGGAAUGUUGCUAUCCGCAUCAAACCCACCAGACCCUUCUGUUUCUUCAACAGCUAUCUGGAUAAUCCUGAGAAGACAGCCUCAUCAGAGAAAGGAGACUUUUACAUCACUGGGGACCGAGCCCACGUGGACAAGGAUGGCUACUUUUGGUUCUUAGGGAGAAAUGAUGAUGUGAUCAACUCUGCAAGCUACCGGAUUGGGCCUGUUGAGGUGGAGAGUGCCCUUGCAGAACAUCCAGCUGUCCUUGAGUGCGCUGUGGUCAGCAGCCCAGAUCCCAUUCGGGGAGAGGUGGUGAAGGCAUUUAUCGUGCUUUCUCCAGCCUACACGUCUCAUGACCCAGAAGCACUGACCCGGGAACUCCAGGAGCAUGUGAAGAAGGUGACUGCUCCAUACAAGUACCCCAGGAAGGUGGCUUUCAUUUCCGAACUGCCAAAGACGGUUUCUGGAAAGAUCUUAAGGAGUAAAUUGAGAGAUCAAGAGUGGGGGAGAUGA